Molecule: messenger RNA, 1310 nt
Organism: Perca flavescens (yellow perch)
Lineage: Eukaryota; Metazoa; Chordata; Actinopteri; Perciformes; Percidae
Gene: igfbp7
Product: insulin-like growth factor binding protein 7
Exons: 5
Coding region: 110-919 (269 amino acids)
Biological process (GO): regulation of cell growth; regulation of signal transduction
Cellular component (GO): extracellular region
Molecular function (GO): insulin-like growth factor binding
Source: RefSeq, a predicted model, not a curated record
CUGUUCACUCAGUCUGCAGAUCACAGUCAGUGUGUUAACACAGACCCAGUCUGCACAGUUUAGUUCAGAGUAGCAGCCGUCUAGCAGCAGUUUGCCUCAGUUCUUCAUCAUGAAGUCUUUGAGCCUGUGUGUGUCUCUGGUUCCUGUUCUGGUUCUGGUUCUGGUCCCGGGUCUCUGGGUCCGGGUCUCUGCAGCUCCUGGUUGCGGCCCGUGUGACCCGGGUCAGUGCGUGGGUCUCCCGGCGGCUGGCUGCGCAGCGGGAUCUGUCCGGGAUUCGUGCGGCUGCUGCUCGGUGUGUGCCGCCGCCGAGGGAGAGCCGUGUGGUGGGCGCCGGGCGGCAGCACGCCGCUGUGGCGCCGGGCUGGAGUGCGUCAGAACUGACGAGGACAAGAAGAAGAAGCUGGGAGUGUGUGUCUGCAAGAGCAACUACGAAGUCUGCGGCAGCGAUGCGCUGACGUACAGCAACGGCUGCGCACUGCGUAGCGCCAGCCUGGCAGCCGAGAAUCAGGGCAAAGAACCAAUCAGCAUCCAGAACAAAGGCCGCUGCCCCACAGCCCCAGUGAUCGUGUCCCCUCCUGGUGAGGUCUAUAAUGUCUCUGGUUCUCAGGUGUAUCUGAGCUGUGAGGCCGUCGGUGUUCCCACUCCGGUCCUCACCUGGAAGAAGGUGCUGGGAGAGAAGAAGAAAGAGGAGCUUCUUCCUGGAGACAAAGAUAACCUGGCGAUCCAGAUGAGAGGAGGACCGGAGAAACACGAAGUCACCGGCUGGGUCCUGAUCUCCCCCCUGACUGAAGAAGACGAGGGGUCCUACGAGUGUCACGCUGCCAACACUCAAGGAGAAGCUUCAGCUGUCGGCUCCAUCCGCAUCAUCCGCUCCAUCCUCGACAUCGUCAAGACAGUGACGAAGGAAGACGAGCUGUGAUCAGCUGAUGGAGAUCAGAGGAGACGGUCGUCACGGAAACAGAUGACAGGAUUCUUCUUCUUUGUUUUCAUGGAUUUCUGAAUUUAAAAUAAAAAACUUUUAGUUUGAAUUUACGUCUUUAGUUUUCCUGAAAUAUAAAAGUUAUAAAUGUAUAUUUUCUACUUCAGAUUCAACUCUUCUUCUAUGGUUUUUCAAAGUAAAGUUUAACUUUUCUUAAUUUCACAUUUUAUUCUUUAAUCAUUUCAUUCUUUUAUUCUCAGUCAGGCUUUUAUUUUGAAGGACUGAAUGUGCUCAGAGUUAAACUAAACUGUGUUUUAAACGUAUUUCCUCUCUGAGCUUCACUUUGUUUUUCUUUGAACAAAAUAAAAUAAAAAUCUCUUUGAUAACUUUG